AAUCAAACGUGUAUGGGGCAUGUAACGUGUAAGGAGGCAUAUAAACGUGCAAGGGCGGAGGGAUAUAUAUAAAUAUAAAGCUUCACACACACGCUGCCGUGGGGAAUCGGACCACGGAAAAGAGGGAAGCAACAUCAGAUAUGAAAACAUGGUGUAACGGGGGAAUCAAUGGGGAAUAUAAAAGCGCAACGAAGAAAGCAGAAGAAGGGAAAGAAAGAAAAAGAACUCAACAAGACAACAAGAACAACAAAUCCAGCAAUCAUCAACCGGAACCCCUUUCGUGGCAGAAGCAGACCCAAAAGGACAAAGGGCAAAACUGAACAGAAGAGAAAAUGCCACCCCACAAGAAUCCCAGCACAACCAACCACACACACCUUCAGGGCCGGAAACUCAUUCUCAUUCUCAUCCAUCCCACCUCCCAGAUUCCCAUAAACCAGCUCUUCCCAAAAGCCACCCCACCACCACAACCACCAGCCCCC
This is a messenger RNA of Canariomyces notabilis, 479 nucleotides long. RefSeq lists its product as uncharacterized. The coding region runs from base 169 to 432 and encodes 87 amino acids. NCBI's taxonomy places the organism in Eukaryota, Fungi, Ascomycota, Sordariomycetes, Sordariales, Chaetomiaceae. The transcript is spliced from 2 exons. The record is from RefSeq and is a predicted model, not a curated record.